AUGCAAGGCUUCAAAGACUUCGACCCUGCGAAGAACAUUGGAGACCUUUCCGGAAAAGUGAUCUUGGUGACUGGAGGCACCGCAGGAUUGGGAGAGGAAAGUGUGCGAGCACUGGCGGCGCACAGUCCAUUACACAUCUACUUCACAGGCCGCAAUGUCACUGCAGCGAAUGCACUGAUCGCCGAUAUCAAAGCCAAGCACCCGACGACAUCUUUAAGCUUCAUCAAGAUGGAUCUCUCGUCCCUUCGCGCAGUCAAAGAGGCCAUCGCUCAAGAGUUCAAACAUGAUCGCCUCGACAUACUGAUGAACAACGCCGGUAUCAUUGCCAAACCAGCAGUUUUGAGUACCGAUGGUUUCGAGAUCCAAUUCGCGACGAACCACCUCGGCCAUGCGAUGCUCACCAGAGAGCUGAUGCCCAUCUUGCUCAAGACAGCCAAAGAGCCCGGUGCAGACGUCCGUGUCGUCAGCAACACGUCCGCCGGUUACGAGUUCCAUCGCGCCAUCAAAGGUGGUAUCUCCUUCGAUGAGCUUGAUGCUGGAAGCACGAUGUCUCGAAUGAUGCUAGGCGCAUGGAUUCGUUAUGGCCAAUCCAAACUUGCAAACAUCCUCUUCGCGACGGAGCUCGCGCGUCGGCAUCCUGAGCUGACGUCUGUAGCCAUCCACCCUGGACUUGUCAAGACGCCCAUGAAUACCGAGAUGGCCGGCUGGAGUAAGACAUUUGUCAAUCCUCCAGCCCACAGUUUGAAGCCCACGCCGUCCAAUUCCGACACUGUCAUCUCUACUGAAAGUAAGAAGAAGGCCAUUCGAUAG
Molecule: messenger RNA, 810 nt
Organism: Alternaria ventricosa
Lineage: Eukaryota; Fungi; Ascomycota; Dothideomycetes; Pleosporales; Pleosporaceae
Exons: 3
Coding region: 1-810 (269 amino acids)
Source: RefSeq, a predicted model, not a curated record